This is a messenger RNA of Schistosoma curassoni, 2438 nucleotides long. The record is from the annotation of a GenBank genome assembly. Lineage: Eukaryota; Metazoa; Platyhelminthes; Trematoda; Strigeidida; Schistosomatidae.
AUGUCAACUCUUGGAAGGAAAGCAAGUGUUGCUCGGUAUAAUCGAGACUCAUUGAUAUCUGAUGAAUUGAUACAAUCAAUAAACUCUGAAGUAUACCAACGCAAAUAUGUUUUCGAAGUGGCUUGGGAGGUGGUCAAUAAAGUUGGUGGGAUAUAUACUGUCAUCCGUACUAAGGCUGCAUCUGCUGUAGAGGAGUUGGGUGACCGUUAUAUUUUAUUUGGCCCACUUAAUGAAGUAUGCAUGAGGACUGAAGUAGAUGUUGCAGAGCCAACAAAUGAGGCAUUGAAGCGUACUGUUAAAGCCAUGCGUGAACAUGGCACAAAAGUAGUUUUUGGUCGGUGGCUUAUUGAGGGCUAUCCCAACGUUGUUCUGUUUGACAUAGGAUCAUCAGCUUGGCGCAUCGAUUCUUGGAAGAAAGAACUGUGGGAAUCUUGUAAUAUUGGGAUUCCGGUCCAUGAUACUGAGUGUAAUGAUGCCGUCAUCUUUGGAGCACUUGUUGCCUGGUUUUUGAAAGAAUUUGCUGAAAAUGUCAGAGAACUAGAAACUGACCCUCAACCACCAAUUAUUGCACACUUUCAUGAGUGGCUUACAAGCAUUGGUUUAGUAUUUACGCGUACACGUCACCUUCCUGUUGCUACUGUGUUCACUACACAUGCAACACUUUUGGGUCGUUACUUGUGUGCUUCCUCUGUUGAUUUAUAUAACCAUCUUUCGGAUUUUGAUCUAGAUAAGGAAGCUGGCGAUCGAAAUAUUUAUCAUCGUUAUUGUCUUGAACGUGCGGCCGUUCAUUGUGCACACGUAUUUACAACUGUAAGUAAAAUUACCGGCUUGGAAAGUAAGUUUCUUUUGCGAAGAGAACCAGACAUCAUCACUCCAAAUGGUCUUAAUGUUAUUAAAUUUGCUGCACUUCAUGAAUUUCAAAAUCGUCAUGCAUUGGCUAAAGAAAAGCUGAAUCAAUUUAUUCAAGGACAUUUUUAUGGACAUUAUGAUUUUGAUUUGGACAAAACAUUGUAUUUUUUCAUUGCUGGACGUUACGAAUUCCAGAAUAAAGGAGCUGAUAUAUUUAUCGAGUCACUGGCUCGUCUUAAUCAUCAUUUAAAACAAGCACAAACUGAUGUCACUGUCGUAGCAUUCCUCAUUUUUCCAGCUCAUACGAAUAGUUUUAACGUGGAUUCGUUUCGUGCACAAGCUAUUGUAAAACAACUACGUGAAACAGUGAAUUCAAUUCAAAGUGAAAUGGGACAUAGGUUAUUUGAAGUGUGUCUUCGAGGGCUUAUUCCUCAAGGAUCUGAUAUACUUACUCAGGGUGAUGUAUUUCGUCUUAAACGUUGUAUAUAUGCAACACAACGAAAUAAUUUGCCCCCUAUUUGUACACACAAUGUUGUUCAAGAUAAUAUCGACCUAGUUCUGUGUAACUUACGCCGGUGUCAGUUAUUUAAUGAUCGUCAUGAUCGUGUUAAAGUUAUUUUUCAUCCUGAAUUCUUAAGUUCUACCAAUCCACUACUACCGAUGGAUUAUGAAGAAUUUGUGCGAGGCUGUCAUUUAGGUGUUUUCCCAUCAUAUUAUGAACCAUGGGGUUAUACACCAGCUGAAUGCACCGUAAUGGGUAUUCCAUCAGUAACAACAAAUCUUUCUGGAUUUGGCUGCUUCAUAGAAGAGCAUGUAGAGGAUCCCAAAUCGUAUGGAAUAUACAUUGUUGAUCGUCGUUUUCAAAGCUGUGAAGACAGUGUUCAACAGUUAACCAAGUAUUUGGUUGAGUUCUGUCAAUAUUCUCGUCGUCAACGUAUUGUUUUAAGAAAUCGUACUGAGCGAUUAAGUGAACUGUUAGAUUGGAAAAAUCUUUCCUGUUACUAUCAACGUGCCAGAUUAAUGGCUUUAAAGAGAUUCUCUCCAGAACUAUUCACAUCUAACAAUAAUGAUGAUACUUUAUCGACUCAUAGUUUUCAUCUUAGUCGACCAUAUUCAGCACCUGUAUCUCCAUCAUUAUCAGGACAAUCAACACCGUUGCGAAGUGCCGGUGCAAAUAGUUCAAAUCGUAGCAGUCCUACAUCACAUUUAGAUGAUGAUGAAGUUGAUGAUGACACAGAACGAUUAGAACUAGGUCUUGGUGCAGUAGAAAUCAAUGAUCCUGUACCUGGUUGAAGUACGAAAGCAAAAAAAAUCUUAACAAUAUUGAAGUAUAAAAUUAGAAUGUGACUAGUUUAUUUUGUUUCUUUAUUUCUUCUCUUUUCAUUAUUUACCAUUUAUUUUAUUUCUUUUUGUUCAUUUAUAAUUCAUUUAGGUCUUUGUUUUAAUGUGCAUAUUUUAUCAAUCUUAUAAUAUUGUUAUCAUCCUUUAUUGAUAAUAGUUUACACUGUACUAAUUUUCUACACUUCAUCAAUGAAUAUCAUUUGGACAUUUUGUAAAGUCAGAAUUUCUGAUCUCAUUUCACAUGUAUC